CCUCCGACUGUCCCAACGAGUGCGGUGCGCCUUUCGCUUAGGGAUCGCGUCGCCGAUCUCGCGGAGUCAGAAUCCUCAGAAUCCGCUCCGCGCCCUAGGUUCGCCUUCUCAGGCGGGUCGCGAUCCCGCCAGCUUCGACCCCAGCUUGGCCAUUGAGCCACGGCCGGCCGCAAUGGCUCUUGAGGCUCCCUUGAGAUCGUCAACGGGAAGCAUUACCUCGAGAUACUCGCCCCACGCAGACAUGUCACUCUCAACAGCGCCGGAGUCACCCGCUGUGCCUUCCCAAUAUAUGGCCUCCUCCUCGGGCGCCGAUUCCCAAUCCCUCCGUCCCAAUUCCUUCAUGAGACCAGGCUCGGCUCAUCUGAUGAGUCCGAGCAGUGAUAUCGUCGGCCCAUCCCCUGUCACGUCAAACGGAACCGAGACCACCGAGAUCGAAGAUGAGGCGGCAGAGAAUGCCGAGAACGAGAAUGGCCAUGUGCGUCACUCACUUUUGAUGCUAAGGACGAACAUUCCGGACAAUCUUCGGCGACCAAUGAGCGAAGAACUUGUCUCGGUAAUACAUGCACCUCCCAGCUUUCAGAAUUGGAAGUCAAGUGAUGCCGCGUCGAAGUCUGCCACAUCGAAUCCAGCGAGUGGUACCAGCGUGGAGAGCACCACCAGCGCAAGCAGCCCGCCACCUAGUGAACCGUCAACAGUCACAUCACCAAAUCAGAUGCCUCCGACGGUCAACACCAAGGUGAAGCCGGUGACAUUCGGCAUAGACGCCCCGACACCACAAGCCCAAAACCUAGAAGACGUGAUUGCCAGUGAUUCUUCAAGAUUACGGUCGAGCACGGCCAGCAGUCUGGAAUUGAUACCCGAAAGCCACGAAAUUGACGGGGAUGACGAUUUUGACGACACUGACGAAUUCACAAACGUGACACGAGGCCAAGACAGCGAGGUCAAGGCGCUGAAAGCGGCUCUUGAAGAAUGCUGGACAUUGUGUAAUACCCUGGCCAACCUCAGUUCCAUCCACCGAGAACGCGUCUUCAACAGCUCCGGGACGCCCGAUGCUCACGAAAAGGCUUGGAAGAGCUGCUGGAAGCUUUGCAAGCGACUCUAUCAGAGCCGAGACGAUAUCUCCGAGUCGUACGGCGUGAGGACCAAUCUGGACUUGUGCCGUGACUUCUGCCAGGCGUUGUUCGAUGUGCGGCAAAAGAAGGACGAGACAGCAGAUUCGAUUUUGAGAGUCAGCUUUGAGCUCAACAAUCAUCUCUACAGUGCUCAAGACAGCCGCUCGCUUCCCGAGGCCUUCAGGGAGCGGACCCUGGACUUCUAUAUCACAUUAUGUCACCGAUUAAUGAAGCAACGCAGCGAAUUAGCCGAAGAGACGGACUCGCUCCUUCGGGCCUGCUGGUCGUUGGCCGAGAUGCUUUUCAGCCUCCGGCAAAACCGGAGGGAUGGCAAGGCGCCGGACGAAGAGCUUCUCGGGUCCGCGGUGCAGGCGUGCUGGGAGCUCUGCGAUAUCUUCCGCGAGGGUUGGACGCAGAUCCGUCCAGAUCGCGGCACGCCAAGGCCAAAUCAGAUUAACUUCUUCGCCGCGGGCCCGCCCUACGGCCUCCAGGGAAUGAGCAACCAUCAGUCGGACGUUGCGCGCUCCAAUGCCGGCAGCCGCGCAUCGCUGCACUCGAAGCGGGAGAGCCUGCGCAGCCUCGGCGAUAUCGAACGGCCGCGGCCACAUCCGAUCGUGCCCGAGACCCCGGUCACCGAGUUUGAGGAUACGCCCGUGUCGCCGGACGCCAGCCCCCAGAUGCCCAACAUUCUGGUGCUCGGGACGUCGACCGACUCGCGCAGUGACCGUGGCGGCCGUUGGUCCAGCAAUGCCUCGAAUCUAUCAGGCUAUACCCAGAGCAGUCAGCAUACCUCCAGCACGGCCACGACGGCAGCCACUGUCGAGGACAUCAACAUCACGCGCGUCAAAGCGCUUAUUGUGAAAGCCGCCAUGAACAUCGGCUUCAGCCGCGACGCGGGAGCGGCGAAUGGCACGGGCGGCGCAGCGUCAUUGCAGGCUUUCGUAAAAGGUCUCCCAACCGGAUCUUUUGGCUCCCUACCGAGCCACGCAGCACUUCUGCAAAACUACAAGAACCUGGUGCUCAACGACGCAUUACUUUUCCGCUCCUCAGCAAGCCUUCCCGUCCGCGGGAAACGUUUCAGUGCCGCCGAGAUAUCCAAGAGCGUUAGCUGGAUGAUGAUCGGGCGGUCCCAGUACGGCGUUCUGAGGGAUCUGUUUAGGCUCGUUUUCGGCAUCCAACUCGAAGAUGCCGAGACGAGGAAGAAUAUGUCCAUCACGGUCUGAUGAGAGCCACACGGAGCUGUGGUUUCUCUGGCCGCUGGAAAUGCCACUUCCCUGGCGUACCAACAUCUACUGAGCUAACAUACGCGGCCGGGGAG
This is a messenger RNA of Chaetomium strumarium, 2430 nucleotides long. RefSeq lists its product as uncharacterized. The coding region runs from base 173 to 2335 and encodes 720 amino acids. The record is from RefSeq and is a predicted model, not a curated record. The transcript is spliced from 7 exons. NCBI's taxonomy places the organism in Eukaryota, Fungi, Ascomycota, Sordariomycetes, Sordariales, Chaetomiaceae.